This is a messenger RNA of Anopheles coluzzii, 19028 nucleotides long. RefSeq lists its product as uncharacterized. The record is from RefSeq and is a predicted model, not a curated record. Lineage: Eukaryota; Metazoa; Arthropoda; Insecta; Diptera; Culicidae. Gene Ontology annotation, biological process: protein targeting; protein import. The transcript has a single exon. Gene Ontology annotation, cellular component: membrane. Gene Ontology annotation, molecular function: ABC-type protein transporter activity; ATP binding. The coding region runs from base 991 to 11580 and encodes 3529 amino acids.
AAGUAGCAAGCUUCGUAACAAGCUUUGUCGCCUGGGAACGGGCGGCGCUAUAAAUAAGCAAGCGUUGGAUCGUGCUUUGAACAUCGUGCAAAGCAAACGCCGUAUCACUUCGUCGCGAGUGCUGUUAGCGGUAACACACGGAGUGAGUUUGUGUGGCGUGUUCCGUCCAGUGAAUUGAGGCAAGCUUUUAUCAGCUGUAAUUUCUGUUUAAGAAUACAAUUUGUCACAGUUAUCGUACCAGUGUUUUGAAAAAACAGCAAUAUCAAACGUGUUAAACAGCUCGCAACAGAUGAGUUAAGGCCACUACCCUUCUCUAAUCGUGUGCGUCGAGCUAAGCGUAUCUUGCAAAGGAUGCGUCAUCACAUGUUCGUGUCAAUACCGGUAAACACCGGCCGGCGUCAUGAAGUGCGCAUGACCGGGUGCAUAUAGAUUGAGAGUGAGAACGUGUUUAAAUUGGUUCAUUGAGAAAGAAUGUAAUGUAGCAAAAACGAUACUCAUCGUGCGACUUCAAACGAAAUGAUAAGCAUGUGGUGAUGGGAAUUCCCCAAUGUAAAGCAUUUUGCUUGUGUUUACUUGCCGAUUCCGGCAGACGGAGACGGUUUCAGUUAUUCUGCAGUUGUGUGAACCAACGUGACCUUGACAGCUUCGGAAUUUCCACUCCAUAGCAGUAUAGUAGCGUGGUUGACAAUGUUGCGAUUAAAUUGUGAAAUUAUUCAAAUGUGAUUGAAUUUGAGUGAAGUUUGAUGUUAUGUAGCGUCAAACGAAGCAAGACAGUGUAACGUGCUGAUGCCCUGCGUGAAGGAUUACUUCUUCGAAACGGCUGUAAUCUAUUAAGCGAUUAACGUACAAAUCCAACAAGAUACGGGAUAUGGUCGUUGAUAAGGAAAAUGUAUAAAGUGAUAAGCGGUUGUGGCUGGUGCUUACCAGUAAAGUGACUCAGUGAAUUAAAAAAACGUGCUAAUAAGCAAUAACAUAAAAAGACAUCCGAUCAUGGAAUUGUCGGUGACGAUACGGGAGAGGAGUGUGGACAGCCGAACGGUGAUUGAAGUGAAAGGGAAGCAUAUCGUGCUAAGUGAAAUUAAAUCACGCAUAGAAACCCUCUUGGCCAACUCUACUGUUGAAGAGGUUCGUAUCUUUGCUGGCAUCAUUCUUACCAUCGAUGUGGAUCUUUCUCGCGAUGUUUGGCAUGGGCGAAAUCUGGUGGUUUUGGCGAACGAAAUCAAAGUGUGCACUACGGUUCGUUGGGAUGUGUCUGGGAAAGAUAACGACCAUAUCUACACGUCGAAUGCCGGUACGGAUGGGAACGGUGUUGGCAAACAAGGAGCCGAUGGAUAUCCGGGCGAAAGUGGAGGUAACGUUUUAUUGCAGGCAAACACAAUUCAACACCCCGAACGAUUGACGAUCAUUUCGAACGGUUCAAACGGAAGCAACGGUCAGGAUGGUGGCAAUGGAAAGGCGGGCGCCGACGGUAAAGGUAUCUCUAGGGCAGACUUUAAGGACAAGUUUCCGCCGACUGCCAAGUUUUUGGAGUGGCAGCGUGCUAACCUUGUAGACACAACUGUCAAAAACAUUAAAAACUUUACUAGAAACAUUAAGACACAGUGGUUGGUUACAACAAUUCCCAUAAUUCCUGUCUAUACCACUCACAGAGAAAACGUACUGGAUCACAGGGAUUGGCGUGUCGAUUUCUUUGAUAGUCUUUACAUCGAGGUGGAAACGCACGAUGGCUGCGAGAUAACGUUUUCUUUUCAGCAAGGCACACCGUUUUACAACUGCCAAUCGUUUCUGAUGUACAAGGGAACAUCUGGCCAGCGUGGACAGGCUGGCGGAGGAUAUGGGCUGGGAGGUCAAGGUGGAUUUGCUGGCGAAGUGACUAUCAAAAGUUUAUACGAUGGUCGUACGUUUGACAUUAAGACAUACUGCAACCGGGGCAAUGAUGGAGAAAACGGAAAGGGUGGAUUGUAUGGUGCGCACGGUAAAAAUGGUUGGGACAUGGGUUAUGUGGAUUACUCGGUCGCGGACAAUCCAGUGAUGUAUGGACAAGAUGAAAAGAGCAAACUUCAGCUGUCGUUCUAUGACGAAAAUUCAUCCAGCAGAAUGUAUUGUCCAUAUAAGGCUUACAUUGAAAGCAGCUAUCGAUAUGCUGGAUUCCAGGUAUCAAGAAUCGACCACCAAUCUAGUAACGCAUUCGAGGAAAGGAACAACACCCAGGCACGUUCCGAAAGACAGCAUCAUGCGAAAGCAAUAGGGAAGAAAUCCAUUCCUGGGCUGCGCGUUGCUGCUGCAUUUUCUGAAUACUUGCAAGAAAUUGAACAAGAAAGGCAGCAAUUGGAAAAACAAAGGAUCGAGAGAGAAAAGCAAGAAUUAGAACGGCUGCGAAUCGAGAGAGAAAAACAGGAAUUAAAGAAACAACGGGAAGAACUUGAAAAACAAAAUUUGGAAAAACAACGGAUCGAGAGAGAAAGGAAGCAGGAAUUGGAGAGACAACGGAUUGAAAAAGAAAAGGCACGAUUGGAAAAACAACGGAUUGAGCAAGAAAAGCAGGAAUUGGAGAGGCAACGAAUCGAAAAAGAGAAGCAAGAGCUGGAAAAACAGCGGAUCGCACAAGAAAGGAAAAACAUUUUACAACAACAAAUCGAACAAGAAAAGCAACGUUUAGCACGACAGCAGAUUGAAAAAGAAAAGCAACAAGAAUUGGCUGAACAGGUGAAAGAAUAUUUGAAUUGUGAUGCAUUGCAGCAAGUUGUUGAAAGCCAAUACACAGAUCAUGAUCAUGUCACAGAUCUGGACAUAAAACGGUUUGUUAAUUUUACACAAGAUACUUCUGAUCUGGAUCGAAACGAGUUUGUUAAACUUGGUGAAAUGUAUAAAGAUCCUAGUCGAGAGGAAAUAUUCAGCAAAUUGUACAAUAACUUGAAUCUAGACGAUUGGCUACAGCUUCGAACACGUCCUGCUGAUCGCCCUGAGCUGGUGUCUUUGGUGGAACAUUUUAAAUCAUUAAAAUCACAGUUCGAACGUUUGCUUGGAAGGGAUUGCAGUGCUAAGAUAACGAAUGUUACAGAAACGUUGAAAAUCAAGUAUAAAAUAGCAAUUCUGAAAGAAAUUACACAGGAACUGCCGACCUGUUUCACAACAGUGAAUCGUUUCGUAUUGACAGCAAAGACUGUAGGGAGAUAUCUGGAAGAAACGGAUGAAAAGAAUGACACAUUUUAUCAUCCCGAUCUUGGCACUUUGAAGCAAUACAUUUUUGAAAACAAUCCAGCACAACGAGAUAACAUUAACAAAUUCAUGGCAAAAGCAUCAGAAAGUAACGACAAUGCGAUCAAACGUGCCGUAGAAACAUUCAUUAUGGAAACAGAUAGCUCAAAAGAUGAAAAUAAACGUGUGAAACUGUUUUAUGAUGAGUAUCAGAAUUAUUUGGAGAAACAGCAAAGAAAUAUUGAUGCUAUAACGCAAUCAUUAGCAGCAGAACUAAAGAAGUCUAAACAUCAAGAAGCAUUCCGUCUGUGGAAUGACAGCAUUGAUGACGAUGGUUUGCUGGAAGAUCUUGAAGAAUUGAUUAGAAAAGAUAAGGUGUUAAGCUCACUGUAUGAUGAACUGAAGCGUGCGGAAAAUGCUGAAUAUGAUUGGGAAAGGUGUUGUACCGAUGAAAAAAUACAAGAAAUACUCCAGAUCAACUUAAAGCAGGAAGGAAUCAUGUGCAAAAGUUACAGAAUACUGCUAGCGUAUUUGUAUGAUGUGAACAUUCGGGUGUAUGCCAAGGAUGAGGACAAUGAAAUUGUUCUGAUAGAAGAUCAUAAUCCAAAAUCCAUUAAAAUUACACACAUUUUACACAAAUCGAACAAAUUCAUUCAACUGAAAAUCAAUGAAAGCUUCCGUCAGUUAGAAGAAGAGCGUCUGCACAAGGAUCGAAUUUUCAGACGAAUUCUGACGGAGAUAAACGGAAUGCAGGACAUACAGACCAUCGAGAAUUACUUCGAACGAGAAGUAUUUUAUCGAAACAGUUCUAAUUUCACUAAAAUGUUUGAAGAUUUAGAAGACGAGAUAACAGUUGAAAAGAUUGCAGCAUUUUUUUCAGCCGAUGAGAAGGACCAAAUUGCUCAUCGUCUGAAGAACAUUUCUCCCAAAUACACCGGCCAACAUGGAGUGUUCGAAAGCAUCUUGCUGCGUUUUUCUUUCGAAGGCAGCCAUGUGUCAUCUAACGAACUGUGUUUCUUAAUCAACUCUAUACUUGCUCACACUGUUGAAGCAAGGCAAGAAAGGUACACCUUUUCAUGGAUUGUUGCAGCAUACAAUCAGUGCAGUUGGACAGAUGAGCUGGUGUUGCUGCAGCUGGAGAACUGCUACAAGAGACAGCUGCAGGAAAAACCCAAAUGGCGCAAGUACAUGUCAAAAAUCGAAAAUAAGGCAGUUUUGUUAGUAUUUUCUGUUCAGUUUACUCGUAAGCCUUGUCCUGCGCAGUGUGUUGAAGAUAUCUUGCACUUGCUGAGUAACAUUCCAAUAGAAUCGAUUUGUCUAGAUGAACUGGAGCUAACAGAGUGGCCUUAUGUGCUUAAGGAAUGCUAUUGGACACAUAAGUUGAAAGCUCUUAUAACGUGGGGAAAUGACUCGGAAGCCUUAACUUCUGCUUCGUUCUUCGUUCUGUCCAUAGAGAACACGUAUGGAAACAAGUUGGUGGAGAAUUUAUUUGAAUCGUUGGUGGAAAAGCGCAGUGAGCUUACGCAUUCUAUGUUAUUAAACGUGCUAUCUUGCUUUCAUAAACAAAAGUGGAACUUAUGUGUUGAUGAUAUUAACCUUUUAAGUCGAUGUAGUAUCAAGGAAUGGAUUAAACAUAUGGAAGAAAAGUUCAAGAUAAACUUAAAGGAACUAAAUAUUUCACAGAUAGCAACUAUCAUUAGAGGCAAUGCUAACACAUCAAAUAAUAUAGUGAAACAUUUACCUCAAAUUGAAAAUUCAGUAACAAGCAUUUAUAAUAACAAGAGAACGAUACACACGAGUUUGAUAUCCUCUUUUUUGCUCAACGACGUAGAAAAAUGGGUUCAAGAGUUCCAUGUUAAGAACCAGAAAACGAAUACAAACAUGUACGAAGAAAUGCUUGCUGUAAUAGGUAGGGCAAUUGAGCUUAAGAGAGGGUUUAAGUUACGAGACACCCAGCUAUUGACAAUUUUGGCCUUACUAGUCAACGAUAACAGCACUUUGGCACAAGUAUCUACAGGCGAAGGUAAAUCAUUGAUCGUAGUAGCGACCGCGAUCAUUAAAGCGCUCCUAGGGGAGAAGGUAGACAUUAUCACCAGCUCUUCAGUACUGGCUCAACGAGAUGCUGUCACCAACAAUGAUAUCUACGAAUUGUUUGGUCUUAGUGCUUCCCACAACUGUAGCGAACAGCUAGAGCAGCGAAAGGAAGCUUACUCAUGUAAUCAAAUAAUUUACGGAGAUUUGGCAAACUUUCAACGUGACUAUCUAUUAGACAGAUUUUAUGGAAAGCAUGUGUUGGGUGAUCGUAGCUUUGAAAAUGUGAUCGUCGAUGAGGUGGACAGCAUGUUGCUCGAUAAGGGAAACAAUAUGCUAUACCUGUCGCAUGACAUUGCUGGUAUGGAUAAGCUGGAAUCGGUAUACUUGUUCAUUUGGCAAAUGGUCAACAGUCCUACCGAUCUUCCGGAAGAUGUACAUAUGGAAGCGGUUAAAAGGUCAGUUUUAAGUGACAUGUAUGCAAUCAUCCAGAAAGAGGAUAUCCAAAGUUUGGACAAUGCUUUGGGAAAAUCGAAUGUAUUGGAGCUAUGGGAGAGAUUAGUUAAGUCUGGAAUAAUAAAUGACGCAGGAAGAUUACAAACGAAAGCUAUUGAUUCCAACAAACUAGAAAAAGUACUUACACCAGAUUUCACACAAUACAAAGAUCGUCUAAGCUUCUUGCUUAUGUCGUGUCUCGACCGCGAAACGUGCAUGAAAAUACCAAAUUAUCUAAGAGCAUUUGUGGAGAGACACUUGGACAGUUGGAUUUCAAGCGCCAUAACAGCGCUGUACAUGGUCCCGGGACAGUACUACGUGGUGGAUGUCGACAGAUCGGGAACAAGUGCCGACCUUAAUGCGAAUGUAAUUAUUCUCGACAGGGAUACGGGCACUGAUCAGGUGAGCUCACAGUGGGAUGAGGCGUUGCACCAAUUUUUGCAGCUUAAGCACGGUUGUAAGCUGUCAACCCAAAGCCUGAAAGCAGUUUUCAUUUCCAACGUUACAUAUUUGAAAAUGUAUGAACUGCUUUAUGGUUUAACAGGAACGUUAGGAUCACAGAGAGAAAGACAUCUGCUUGAGGAGAUACAUCGGGUUGACUUUGUUACUGUUCCUACCGCCAAGUCGAAGCAGUUUGAAGAGUAUGAACCUAUCAUUUGUUCGAGCAGUGAGGAUUGGAAAAAACAAAUACGACAAGAGGUGAAUAAACUCACAAAAACUGAUAAGAGAUCGGUCCUGAUCAUUUGUGAAACGAUCAGAGAUGUCGAAUCAUUCCAGAUGGUGUUUGAUUCUGAGGAGCAGUCAAACGUUCACACUUAUGUACGUGAUUAUGAAACGUUUACUGUUGCGGAAGGGGACAGAAAGUUGGAACCGGGACACGUUAUCAUUGCUACCAACUUGGCAGGUCGUGGCACAGAUAUAAAAAUAUCCGACGACCUUCGGAAGGCCGGAGGAUUACACGUUUUACUAACAUACCUUCCGGCGAACAUUCGAAUUGAAGAGCAAGCAUUCGGAAGAGCAGCUAGAAGCGGAGAUGAGGGAUCGGGUCGGAUGAUAAUAAUGGUAGCCGAUGGAAAAAUACACAAUCGUUCUAUGAUAUUUACCCUCAAGCAAAAACGCAAUGUCGAUGAGCUUUUCCGCAUAUCUGCUAUAAAAACUUAUUACGAAACCACUAUUAAAACAGAAGAGAAUUGUUUUGAAGCAUUCAACGAGUUGUAUGAGAAAAAAAUGAAACUUUUAGCUAAUGCUAAAACGUCAGAGCCGGUGAAGGAUAUUCUGCUCCAAAGUUGUUUGGACAGAUGGUCGUUUUGGUUAGACGAAAACAAUGUACAGAUAGGAAAAGCAUCAGAUGAGGUUUCCAAGCGGGAAGUAAAACAACUGUUGGAGCACUUUCUAUCACAAUUUGAUGAUCUGAAAGCAACGAGCGCAAACUAUUGGCCAGCUUGGGUUGAAGAAAAUCCAAUGCAAAUGAUCAAAUUGGGAAAAUAUAUUUCACAACACGAUUCAAAGCAUCGCAAUACAGCAUUGCAACUGUUUGGGAAGGUUAUCUCGAGUGAGCCGUAUUUUUGCGAAGCCGCUUAUUACUAUCGUGCAUACACACGAUCACUUGACAACAUGAACGUUGGCGACUUCAAAAAGGAUUUGCGUAUGGCAGAAAAGCUCUUAAACGAUCAUAUAAAAUAUGCAAUGCAUGCAUCAGGUAUGGUGUGUAAGCUAAAGAAUAACACACCACCGAUCGAGGGCUAUGAAGAGCAAAAGAAGUGUCUCAUUAAUCUAUACUCAUUGUUCAUUCAAUCCAUAGACGACAUGUUGGGUCAUGCUGUAAGUCUUGAAUCGUUUGUUAAUUAUGAAAUAAAGGAGGAUGUUGCUGGAAUAAUCUUUGACGAUCUUGUACGAAUCGGCAUGAUAAAGAAGGCUCAAGUAAUCGAUAACAUACCUAAUGAUCAAAUUCAGAGACUUCACGCCGAGUACGGGAUACCUGCAGAUCAGCUGAAGAAGUUCUUAGCUCAACAUAGGGGCCCUAUCGAUGACAAAGAAUUCCUUAAAGCUAUUCGAGAAUCAUUUUCAUUUCCAAGCAGAAGCGAGUUUUGGGAAACACUUAUUAACCAAAAGGCGCUGUACAAUGUUGAAAGGUAUGUUGCGAUCAAUGAAGAACGGCUCAAAAUAAUGGAUCCUGCUCUAAUGAACGUUCUGAAGGAAAAGGUAGACAAAGGACAGCUGGUGAAAGCAGUUGUUAAGCUAGAUAAGCACCAGAUCUUGUUGAUCCACGAACAACAGUCACAGUUUUACUAUGAGAAAGAGAAGCUCAUUGAUAUGAUCGGUAAAACGAAGUAUAUCUCUCUUGAAGAAAAUGGUCUACUAUCAUGCAACGAAAAGGCUACAAUAGACAAGGAUAUAAUUGCUGAUUGUAUGUUUUCUGCCUUUGAUUCUAUUACAGUUCAGGAUAUUACAAACAGGACAAGAAUUACAACGAGUGAAGCAAAAAAUAUCAUAGCGGAACUACUUAAGCGUAAUGUUCUACAAAAAAGGGGUGACACGUUUGUCCUACCAAUGAACUAUGACGAUAGCCAGGAUGUCUUGCUUCCCACCUAUCCAGUGUAUGAGAGUGUCGUUAGAAACGUCCUUGCUUCAUGUUUUGCAUACAGACUAGCUCUGAGAAACAUUGCACGACAGCUAGAAGAGGAGAACUGUUCUGACAUUCGUAUAGAAUUGAAGCCCAAUCCCCAUCAAAUGUUUUUUACCGACUUACUGGAGCAUAAAAUAAUGCUCCCUCCUAUGGCCACGCAUGAGAUCGAUGAAAGUAAAAUCAAGGCAAUGUAUAAAACAUCAUGGUCGAAAGGGGCAUGGAUAAGCAUACUUUCUAAGGAUAUUGGUUUGUCUCAAGAAUACACCAAGCUCCUGGUGGAUGUGCUGCUUAAAAUCCGUUGGAUUGUUCCAAACCCCUUAAUGGAAUUGUUGUUAUUUUCUCCUUCAAAUAACAUGUCUGAAGAAAUAAAGAAUGCAUUGGCAAGCUACAGGUUCAGUUCGAAAGAUGACCGAACUAGCGUAGCCUAUUUAAAAUCAUGCAUUGCAUCAAUCAAUCAAAAACAUGGGCUUCUUGAAUCCUAUGACGUUGGAGUUGCGAUUGAAAAGUGGUUUAACAAUCAAUUGCUGUUAAUUGAAAACGGAACUGCUAAACAUAUUGAGAAUAUCUUAAGUAAGUCGAAAUCGUCUCUAGCAGCAAUAAAUGUUCCGCAAGGCACGCUGAAAUCGCUCAUGGACUUUUAUGGUAAAGGAAACUUUGGAAGCAUCGAUGAGAUGCGGAUCUUUAUCACAAACGGCUUAGAGCAUCUGUUAGAGCUAGGAGAGAAAAAAUGGACCAUGGAAAUGAUAUUGAAAACCUCACUGGUGUUAGCGGCUGGUGUAGCACAGAUAGCAAUUGGCGCUAUAAUGGAGGUGUAUUCGGUUGGAAUGAUGACUCACGUUGCCGGCGCUUUCAUUGGCGAAGGUGUCAGCGACAUCAUGUUUGCUGUGGGUGCUUUUAAGUCAGGUUACUUCAGCUGGAAAGAUUACGGAAAGCAUAAGUUACAAAGUCUGCUUUUUACGAUCGGUACGGCCGGUGUGGGAAUGUAUCUCUCCCAGGGCGCCAAGAUGUCUCGCAUAGGUUAUAAAGUUGCUGGACCAAGCCUGGAGUACGGUGGCAAACGGGUUGCCGAAUCAUCUGGAAAGCAGUUAAUCAAAGCAGUUGGUGGACGGACGGUCGUUAAGGAGACAGCGAAGCGUUUGGCGCUCAAAACGGCAGAAGGUGUCGCAUUUGCUGUGGCAAAUACGGCCGUGGAUACGGUUGUUGAAAAUCAUCUGCAAUCCAUGUUGAACUCAUUAGCCUCGGACAUUUUGUCUGGAGUUAAGGGUGAAGUAGCAAAUCACAAGGUUGCUCACAAUUUGCAGAAAGCGUACGAUCGUUUAGGGGAAAAUGACGCUAGAGCCCUCGUGAACGACUUGACAAAUGCAUACAUGAUGGAACAGAACACAACACAAACCUUCCUUCCAUUCACCAAGCAAAUAGGCCAAAGCGUGAUGCAAGGAAUCGGAAAGGCAAAUAAAAAAACAGGUACCACAAACAGUGCCAUGGUGCUGAUCAACCAAAUCAGUCGAGUAAUGGAUUGUGUGGAUCGUGUUGCACAAGUCUAUAAAAUACGCAACGCAACACACCAAUUGCUUGAUAGUAUUAACGUCGAAAUGGAGCGGAAACUCGCAAACAUUGAGCAGAACUCAGCUCCAUCGAAAGAAACCCCGGCAAAAGGCAAAGAUUUUGAGCGCUUUCAAAGGGAAGUGGUUGAGCAAUGGGAAACGACGUUAAGUAAGCACGUUGGGCAACUGAUCGCACAACAUGUUGUGCUGCCAGUGCUGAAAAUGGGCGUAAAUAGUGUCCUUUUACAUGUAGGUAAAGCAUUGAAGGACAUUAGACGCAGCAUGAUAGAGUCGGAAUUGAGCAGAGAUGUUCACCGGCUAAAGGACGAACACGAACAGAAGAUGAAUCGGCCCGAUAUGACAGCAGAAACAAAGCGUCAACUGACAGAGGAAUAUCAUGGUCAAUUGUUAAAGAUUAUGCACAAGACUCGUAGUCCGUCUCUGUUUGCCACCAUCAUCCGGGAAAACGUUCCAAUGGAUUUGACUUGUGUCGGGGCCUGUACUCCAAUGAUACAUAAAAUGCUACAGGCACAACAUGGUGCGUUAUCGGGGCUCACAAUCACUGUCCACGGGGAAAAGGGUAUAAAACAAUCGUUCAGUUCUGGAACGGGUGGUCCCGAGAUUCACCUAGAUCUGAAUGGCAAUCAUUUCACUUUCGGAGCUGGAGAGUCAACUGUUGCCACGACAGGUAAUAAUUGUCUGUACGGAGCACUAGCCACAGCUAUACCGGAUCUGCAAGCUGUAGGAGAGGAUUCGUUCAGGUCCAUGUUGUGUGAUUCCAUCCAGAAUGAUGACAGCAUGCACCAUCACAUUCGACAGGGUUGGCAUCGUGUGCCGUUAAAGCAUGGUGCGGUUGGCGGAGCCCGCAAGUCCCCUGCCAACACGACCAAUAAAGGAGAUGGUACAUUCAAAACACCGACGGUGAUCCUGUCGAAUGAUAGACCGAAAGGAAAACCUAAAGCACGUUGCUUAAGCAAAACUCCGUACGUAGAUGAUGAAUCAUCCACGACCAAUGAGCUGCAAGGCGAUUCAAGUCAACCCGUCACGAACGAUUCCAGAACUCCCGAGUAUCAUCUAGAUUCGCGUGUAGCUCACCAUACGGGUCGUUUUGCAGGGGAGUUGAAAAAAAUCGCUGAAAUAACGAACAUUCCUGUGGAUGAACUGAUCAAAGCGGGGCGCAGUAUGUUCAAGGCGAGCAGAAACUGCUCUGGACAAGAUCAGCAGCAGGCGCAUGUGGUGCGGGUUUCCAUCCUGGAGGAAAGGCUAAAAACCGACUUUCCGGAUUUAUACCAAAGGCUCACACGACACGCCGGUCACACACAGCUAGUUGAUAAGUUUGUGAACGUGUUUCAUAAAAUAGGUGGAGAUAUCGAUAGGAAUCAGGCCGACUGGAUACUUGAUCUUGCAACUGUAGAUUUCACGAAAGGAUUAAACGAUCAUUCGAGAGAAGUGUUUGAGAAAUAUAAGAGCUCUGUUUUGAGAGUAUUUGAUAACAACAUCAACUCAAACAAGUACAGUAAAGAGCAGGUGUUGGUUAUAAAAAAUGCAAGAAAAAUUAUUAAUAACACUAGUACAGAGGUGUUGUUUGAACGUGCACAGAAAGGAUAUGAUUUUAAAUAUGAAUACAAACCUUCGCGGCGCGGUGUGGGAAGACCCAAAAUUUAUAGAACAGAAAACGAGGAAUAGGUUUAUUGGUUCCUUAAUUUUCGACAUACUUUGAGGGCAAUGAGAAAUAGGUGCAACUUUCACAAGAGAUAUAAGGAUUUAUUUGAAAUAUUGACGAGGUGCAUCGGAAGGAUAUCUACAUUUAAACUAUAUAGAGUUAGUUUCAUAGCUACAUAACCUACACCAGCUACAUUAUAGCUUCAGCUGGAUGAAAACCAGCUAGUUAUUUAAGCGUCCCUGUUUAAGUAGUUUUGCCUGUGUACUUAUUUAGAGAAUCCCCUGGCAUUCUACUACAUUCAUUUUGAUUUUUUUUUCGCAUAGCCAUAGUGGCACGGGAAGGUCUUGUGGUACUGUCGUUAAGUUGCGCGGCCUAACGCCGCACAUGGACCGAAGCUUCCUUCAUAUACAUGACUGAUUAUUCUGCUUUAGGAAUAAACCAAUCACAUCGCCAGCAGCCAAGCCUAUCGGUAGCCUAGACCGGCUGCGAUUGCUGCACCCAAUGCGAGAUAAGAGAGCGAGCUUGUGGUAGGAGCGAAAAUCUGGUUUUUAUUUCGUUUUCUACAGGCUUUGUGCCUAUUGGCUUCAAUCUCUACGUAGGAGAUAAAAUGGUUUCAUGAAUGCUAAGGGAAUAUGGAUAGAGUAAUGUUACGCCCCUAAAUUACAGGUUUAUGUGUUCGUUAAUAUCAUUGUUCAUCCAACUUAGUUGUGCUUGUAUAUUUUCUGCGACCCGCUGAUAUAGAGUGGGGUAGGAGAUGCUUAAUUGUUUAUCACACUAUUACUGGAGGUUAUAGGAGAGAUACAUUUGUAGGUAAAUUAUAUUGCAAAAUUAUUUUAAUUUGAAGUUUUUUACCCGCCAUCAAGAAUAAGCGACGCGUAGCUAACUCUUGAGAAAUAAGCGCUUAUCGCAUUUACGUUUAUACUGAAGAUGGAAUAAUCAUAGGCAGUGAAAUCGGAUAUAGUAUACAAAACUUAAUUGCCUGCGUGUCGCAUUUCAGAAUAGACCCGCCUACACUACAAAAACUGUGCAGCCAAGGCUCGUGAAUUGUCAUGGACCAAACGUCCAUUGUCCAGGGGACCCUGAUCGCUAGUACUCUGCUAACUGUUAUACAUACUAGAUACAAUACACUACCGAUUUACGGGGUCCUCUAACCGAAGGGGCUCGAGGCGACCGUCUAGAGCGGUUGUCGUUGCAUCCGCCACUGUUAGUAGGACUGGGAGUGAAAAAGGCUGCCGGUCAAUUGUGAUGGACGCUACUGAGUGCAAGCAUUACCUUCAGAUAUUGCUGUUCCUCCUCGUUCGCGUAGGAAAGUGGUAUCGAAGGCAACGACUGAUGAACUAGCAAUGUUCCGGGCACAGCUGAACGCAAAGGCAGAAAGACACGCCUGGUGAUUUGCUUCGAAUUCUGAAAUACUCCAAACGUUAUUUUGAAAGGAGGUCGACAGAAGUCGAGCUCAAAAGACCGGUUGGUAGAAAUAUUAGUGAUAAGAGUGGAAGAUGGAAAGGAACUAAUAAACCGCUGCUGGAAAAACACAUCUAUAAUGUACGGAUCAACAAUAUCAUCUAGUGGUUUUAGUGCCAUUUAUCGAGGAACAUCGGUGAUUAGGAUGCGCUCGUUUUCGAGAUACAUACGCAACUUGAAUUCGAAUGAGCAAUUAAGAUAAAUCAAUCACUGGGAUCUAAAGUUGAAUGAGAAACAAAGAUAAUUAAAUGACUGAAACAAUGUCUAGAACAAGAUCAAGAAAUGGACUGAACCAGAAGAAAGUCUUUUGAGCACACUCGGAAGUGAACAUAAUAAAUACCCACUCAAUAAUACUGUGUAGGCUUAUAAUCGGACCAAUCUAACAAUAUGUAACAAAGCAUAUCAAUGCAAAAACCACGAAGCGUUUGUUUAAUAGUUUAACAUGCCGCACUGGUUUGCUGUAUUAUCAGCUGUAAGAUUAGCGAUACCACAAACCGCAAUAUCCAGCACAACAGAGAAAGCCACCGUGAGAAUAACACAUAAAAAUAUACUACUUCAACUAGUGUAUAAAUAGAGAGCCGUUGGGUCACAUUUUAAUCAUUGUGCUACAGUGUUCGCGAAGUGUCACAUCGAGGAAAGUUUUUGCUGUUUUUGCUUUAUCAAAAAUCUUACAGAUUGCAUAUAGUUUUUUCAUGUAAAUUUGUUCCACAAAUAAUCAAUUUUUAUGUGUGCUUCUGAUACGUUUAUCAAAGUGUUUACGGUGCUCGUUCCGUUCCGCGAGGAAUCGGUGAUUACGAAAAGGGUUCAUCGUUUGGAAUCUUGUUUGUCAUUUGCCCAAUAGCAAAGUUUGGUUGGGUACUGUUCUUAACAUCAGCAGAUUUAUCGUGAAAAGUGCGGAAAAAUUUGAUAAGUUGUCACGCAAUGUUUCUGUUUACUUUCUUACCAUUGUUCUAGCUUAGCGUUUCUGGCGAAGGUUGAUAUAUCAGUGGUUUCGUUCGGUUGAUUAAACACCACAAAAAAACAUUGUCUUUAUCAUACAAGAUCGUUUAUCAAUUUCGAGGCACACAUUAAUUGGAAUAUUUCUUACAAAAAGCCUGUGUAGUCCCUUUUUAUCAUAACUUUAGUUUCGACAGUGGUUAGAAUUGAGCCUUGUGACAAAUGUGCAUCAUUUUAAACAGCUAUUGUUGAAUGUGUUCUGGUCGUUCUGUCUAAGAUAUCAACUGUGCAAACUGGGUAUUCCCUUGUUUCUUAUCAAAGCGCCAAGAACAUCAAUGCUUGAUGAAUAAUGCACAACAGUCAGAAUGGUCAAAAGUGAAUAAACCAUAUCAUUUAUCUACAUAAACAUUUAUCUACAGUUCGCGAAGCGUAUUGUCGAUGAUUUGAUUAUUUUAAAUAUCUUCUUUAUUGCAUGUUAAAUAAUCACAUUUUAAUUUUCUUUUGUAAAAAUCAGUCUUAGUGGCAAUUGCUAACUGAUUUAUUAUUUUAUACUUUGUGCUUUAACAACCGCCUCAACCCAAUAAUACAUACUAACUGUCAUCAUCGGUACAGUCUUUACUAAUUUAAUUACUAAUAUUCAGUGGUAUCGAAAUCUCUACGCGUCUCACAACUUGAGUAGCGAAACAAUAACUUUUGUGUUAAUUCGUUUCGUACCACAAAAUUUCGUUGAUAUUGCUCAAUAGCGGGUUCUGUGGGUUUCCUUUAUUUUGCGUGGUUAUUAACAACAUUUUAACAUUAACAGCCCUUUUAUCGAGUAUACACUUAAUCUACUGUUUUUGUUUUACCGCACGACGAUUUAGUUUUUUUCACCCGUUUUUGCUUUUCCUUGCUGUGCAAGUGUUGGUCAGCGUCUGAUAACAAUUUUACUGAUGUUACAUAUUUGGAAAUUAAUACAAUUGAUUCCAUUUUAACUUCUUUCCAAGCAUAGCAUCUGGUUGAUAAACAAAAACAGCAGGUGUGGGAAGUUUUCCUUUUUUUUUUUUAGGAUUUCGUCGGCAUUUUUAUCACUCUGAUAGGAUUUGCGAAGCAAGCGACAACAAACCCGGACAACUUGCUGAUACAUUUCCAGUCAUCAUCUUCUUCUUCUUCUUCUUCUUCUUCUUCUUUGUCGUUUGAUCUAAUAUAAGCCAUAUUUACACGUUAUACCAUACGACGGCGUUUGUUAGUAAAUAGAUUCAUCUAUUCAUUCAUUUUCUUCUAUAACAUCGUACCACUUUUUCAAAAACAGAACUGGUACAACAAGUGUUGUUCAAUUGGGAAUCCGAUAAUUGAAUAAAAGCCUAAAAUUUCAAUACCAUCAUGGAGCAGCCGGAAGAUGUAGCGAUACACGUGAAGAAAGAAGGUAGCCGAACGGUUAUCGAAGUGAAAGGCAAGCACAUAGUGCUUAGCGGAGUUAAGCCCCGCAUAGAGGAGCUUUUAUCUAGCUCCACUGCCCAAGAGGUUCAUAUUCUUGCCGGCACAAGUCUUAGCAUUGAUGCGGAUCUUUCUCGCGAUGUAUGGCAUGGACUUAACUUGGUUGUUCUAGCAAACGAAAUCACAGUGCCCAGCACGAUUACCUGGGAUGUGUCUGGGAACGAUAGCAAUCAUAACUAUGCGGCCAACGCUGGUACUAGUGAGGAUGGGCACGGAAAAGAUGGGAACGAUGGAUAUCCGGGCGAAAGUGGAGGGAAUGUUUUGCUACUGGCGAACGCUAUACAAAAUCCGGAACAAUUAACGAUCAUUUCAAACGGCGGUAACGGUACUUGCGGUCAGGACGGCGGAGACGGAGAGGAUGGAGUCGAUGGUAAUGGUAUUUCUAGGGCAGAUUUUGAUAAAAAUUUCCAACACUGUUUGUUUUGGACAGAUAUUGAACGAAGAGCACGUGUACAUAAAAUUGUAAAAAACAUGAUGGAUUUGGCCCAAAGCGUAAAGACACAGUGGGCAAAAGUAACGUAUACGUUUGGUAAUAGUGAUACUUACACAAGCAAUGUACUGGAGCUACCAAUAAAAACGUUCAAUGAUUAUUUAGACAUGUACGUAGAAGUUGUAACGCAAAAUGGAAGUGAAAUAAUAUUUUCUUUGUAUGAAGCUGUAGGAAAAGCUCACUCAUUCUUUGUAUACAAAGGAUCACCAGGCGUAAAAGGCAAACCGGGCGGAAUGUACGGAUUAGGAGGUCAGGGAGGUUUUCCCGGAGAGAUAAUCGUGAAACAUUUACACAAUGAACGUGCGUUUGAAAUUAAAACAUGCAAAAAGGAGGGCAAAUAUGGCGAUAAUGGUAAGGGUGGCCUGUGUGGAAAGCACGGCAAGAAUGGUUGGGAUAUGGGUUAUUUGGGCUGGUUACUCUCCGAACCAACAAUAUACGGACGAGAUGAAAAUAGCAAACUUCAGGUGUCUUAUUACAAAGAAGAUCGAGCAUCGAGACGAAUCAAGUGUCCAUAUAAGGCAAUUUACAGCAGCUACUUGUACGUUGAGAUUAAGGAAUCGAAAAUCGAUCAUCUAUCGCAGAUUGAAUUUAGGGAAAGGAACAACAUCCAGGCACGUGUUGAAAGACAACAUCAUUCGCAAGUGGUAGGAAAGAAAUCCAUUCUGGAAGUGAAAAUUCGUGCUGAAUUUGCAGCAUACUUGCAAUCGAUCGCAACAGAAAAGCAGCGAUUAGCACAGCAGCAAAUAGAACAAGAGGAAUCAGCAAAAGAAAAAGAAAUCCUACAACUAGUGAAUAUCUCAAAAAGUGAGCACCAAUCGGCGCAAAAGUUAAAAGAAAAUGGGGAAUACGAUGUCCUUCAGCAAACAGUCGAAGGCCAACAAACAGAUCUUGAACGGGCCACGGAUCCAUACAUUAAACGCUUCGUCAAUUUUACUCAGGACACAUCUAUCCACAAACAAUUUUCUUUUGUUGAGCUUCAUACCAUGACGAAAGAUACGGAACAAAAGAAAAUGAUUGAUAUUCUGAGCAAUAACUUGAAUCUAGACGACUGGCUACAGCUACAGGCCCAAGUUAUCAGUGACCAGCAUGAGCUGGAGUCCUUAAUCAAUCUUUUGGUGACUUGUUUUCCUCAUUUUAAUACGUUGGUGGAUGCAAAUGACAAAGCAAAGGUACAAAUCAUUGUGAAAACCUUAAAACUGAAGCAUUUAUUUGCAGCCUUAAACAAAAAAACACACGAUCUGGCGACCUAUCAAACAAAUGUUACUAAUUUCAAAUUAACAGCAGAGAGUAUAAUUAGAUAUCUGGAAGAAACGGAGGAAAAGAAUGAUACUUUUCAUCAUCCCAUGCUUGGCAGUUUUAGGAAAUACAUUUUUGAGAAUUCCCUAGCACAGCGAGAAAACAUUGCCCAAUUUGUAGUAAAACUAUCGAAUAGUAGCGACGAAGCGAUCAAACGUGCUGUUGAAACAUUCAUCUUGGAAACAGGCAGCACAAAAACAGAAAAUGAAGUGGUGAAACAGUUUUACAAUGAGUACCAUGAAUUUUCAAAGAAGCAGCAAAACAAUAUUGACGCUUUAACUGAAUCAUUAGCAACAGAACUAAAGAAAUCAAUGCAUCGGGAAGCAUUCCGUUUGUGGAAUGAAAGCGUUGGUGGCGAUACUUUGCCUGCAGAUCUAGUUAAGAUGAUCAGACAAGAUGAAACGUUAAGCUCACUGUACGAUAAACUGUUACAUGAGAAAAAUACUGAAUAUGACUGGGAAAGAUGUAGCUCAGAUAAAAAAAUACAAGAAAUAUUCAAGAUCAGCAUAGAACAGGAAGGAAUCACGGGUAAAAGUUACAAAGUACUGCUGGCGUAUGCUUAUGAUGUGAACAUUCGGGUGUAUGCUAAAAAUGAGGACAAUGGAAUCGUUCUGAUAGAAGAUCAUAAACCAAAUUCCGCAACAUUGAUACAUAUCUUACAAAAAGAAAACGAAUUCAUUCAACUGAAAGACAAUGAAAGUUACCGCCAACUAGAAGAAGAGCGUGUGCACAAAGAUAAGAUUUAUCGGCAUAUGUUGACGGAGAUUGAUGCUAUGCAGAACAUGAAGGAUUCAAAAAUAUCAGGAUAUCAAAAAAUAUCCCAUCUAUACGGUAACAGUGAUGAUAAUGCAAUCGAGAAAUUAGAUGAAAAUAUAGCGAUUGAAAAGAUUGCAGCAUUUUUUCCAGAGCAGGAAAAAUACCAAAUUGCUCAACGUCUGAAGACCAUUUCAUCUCAGUAUACUAACCAGUACAGAGUGUUCGAUUACAUAUUCCAGCGUUUUUCUGUUGAAAGAAGACAUGUGUCAUCAAACGAACUGUGUUUCUUAAUCAACUCUAUACUUGCUCACACUGUUGAAGCAAGGCAAGAAAGGUACACCUUUUCAUGGAUUGUUGCAGCAUACAAUCAGUGCAGUUGGACAGAUGAGCUGGUGUUGCUGCAGCUGGAGAACUGCUACAAGAGACAGCUGCAGGAAAAACCCAAAUGGCGCAAGUACAUGUCAAACAUCGAAAAUAAGGCAGUUUUGUUAGUAUUUUCUGUUCAGUUUACUCGUAAGCCUUGUCGUGCGCAGUGUGUUGAAGAUAUCUUGCACUUGCUGAGUAACAUUCCAAUAGAAUCGGUUCGUUUAGAUGAACUGGAGCUAACAGAGUGGCCUUAUGUGCUUAAGGAAUUCUAUUGGACACAUAAGUUAAAAGCUCUUAUAACGUGGGGAAGUGACUCGGAAGCUUUAACUUCUGCAUCGUUCUUCGUUCUGUCCAUAGAGAACACGUAUGGAAACAAGUUGAUGGAGAAUUUAUUUGAAUCGUUGGUAGAAAAGCGCAGUGAGCUUACGCAUUCUAUGUUAUUAAACGUGCUAUCUUGCUUUCAUAAACAAAAGUGGAACUUGUGUGUUGAUGAUCUUAACGUUUUCAAACAGAGUAACUUGUUUGAAUGGAUUCAACACAUGGAAACAAAGUACAAGAAAGAUUUAAAAGAACUCAAUAUUUCUCAGAUAGUAACAAUCAUUAGAGGCAAUGAUAAUACGUCAAGUAAUAUAGUGAAGCAUUUGUCAGAAAUUGAACAAUCGGUAGUAAAUAUUCAACACAAUCGUAAAACCA